AAUAAUUUGCCACCUUAACUGGACAAACUGUAUAAAAGAGACACUCAGCUCUUUGAUGUGUACACUUUCUCCCAGAGAAGACACUUUCUCCCAGAGAAGACACUCCAGAACAGAGGAAGAGCACAACAUCACUGACGCUUGUCUCCAACUACAUAAAAUGGCUUCUAAAUACAUCACAGAAAUUGAAAUCUCCAUUGACUCUAAAAAGGAAGAACAGCUUCGUGGCCAAGGCUUUCACAUGAUGGAUGUAAACCUCAACCAAGGCAAUUCAUCCACCACCAGAGUUUACAUGUGGUACAAAAAGGGCAAUGAAGAACCCAUCACCAGAGUCCAGUUCUCAUUCAAUGAUGGAAUGAAAGAUGGCCCAAGGAGUGCAGGGUACACUGAGCUCCCAGAAAACAUCAACUCUGGAGCAAAGGGAAAUGUCAUCCAUCUGUGGUACUUUAGUGGUGCAAGCCCUAAGUAUGACAUUCCCAUUGUAGAUCUGCUACUCACCACUAAUGUGAAUGCAGAGGCCGCUCAAUUCAAAUACGGCUGGGAAAGGCUACCAUGUGAUCUGAACCGCGGUAACUCAGGAGAUCACAUCAACCUCUGGGUGAAGAGAGAGAGUGAGACCUACAUCUGUGACGUUGCUGCCACCACCUCAUUCCAAGAAGACAUCAACCUUUUCAACAAGGGCUACAUCCGGAUGGAUGAAGAUCUCAAUAGAGGUGCUGGAGGAAGCUGGAUCUUCCUCUGGUACCGUCAAUCCACUGAUCAGGGCUGCGGGGUCACCAGGGUGAAUGUCUCCAUCAACCAUGAGCAGGAUUUCAGCCUACAGCAGCGUGGUUUCUCCGUGGUGAAUGUUAACCUCAACGAGGGAACAUCCGGUCGGCCAGUGUUUGUCUGGCUCAAGAAAGAUGGAUCUCUCCCUAUCAAGGCCUUGACCAUUACAUCCAACCCCAAGGCAGACGGUCCUUAUGAGGAGGCCGGCUUGGUCUUCAUUGAAAAAAGUCUGAAUUCUGGCAACAACGGUGUGCCCCUCUUCCUCUGGUAUGGCAAGUAAAAACCUGAGGUGGAGAGGCAGUCACAGUAAAAAUGUGCCAGAUGCUAGCUUUUGCAUGGCAAUUUCUCUGUCUAUUUUCUGUUUAAUUUUGUAUUAUCGUUCUGAAAAAAAUUUGUAAUUAAAUUAAACUGAAUGUUAGCUUUUAUGUCAUCAACUCACUGUCAUAGACCAUUUAGAAAUGUUUUAAAGUUGACUUUAAUGUUCUUUCCAAUUAAUUCACAGUUGAAUUAUGGUAUUACAUUUUAGUAUUGUCACAGCCGUCAAAGGAAGUGGACAUGAGCGUACAUAUUCCUUUAUUCAGGUGACGCCAACAAAAACAAUAAACAAAGUUAACUUCCCACACAGAAAGGAGGGAAAAGGGCUACCUAAGUAUGGUUCCCGAUAGACAGCUGUCCCUGAUUGAGAACCAUACCAGGCCAAAACAAAGAAAUACCAAAACAUAGAAAAUAGAACAUAGAAUGCCCACCCAAAUCACCCCCUGACCAAACCAAAAUAGAGACAUAAAAAGCUCUCUACGGUCAGGGUGUGACAAGUAGUACAUUUUAGCAGCAGAUUUAUCUUUUUUCUGACUAUUUCAAGGGCUUAUAAGGUAUUAUAUCUCAUUGUGUCAAAUGUGAUUUAGAAAAAAUGUAGUACAGUAAUAGAAAUAAAAUCAAAUGAUGAAUGAUUUGUGUGUAACACUGAGAAUCCCAGUCUGUUCAUCAAUAAAGAAAGCUUUACAAAUCUGAA
Molecule: messenger RNA, 1774 nt
Organism: Oncorhynchus mykiss (rainbow trout)
Lineage: Eukaryota; Metazoa; Chordata; Actinopteri; Salmoniformes; Salmonidae
Source: RefSeq, a predicted model, not a curated record